Rotaria sp. Silwood1 is the source of this 201-nucleotide messenger RNA. Lineage: Eukaryota; Metazoa; Rotifera; Eurotatoria; Philodinida; Philodinidae. The record is from the annotation of a GenBank genome assembly.
AUGUCAAAUCUUCAAUCGUGGCCUGAUCUGGUUGGUGAGUCAGUUGAUCAAGCUGUUGCAGUAAUUAAAAGUCAAAAUCCGCAUUUGAAUGUGAUUCCAGUACCAGAAAAUUCACCGGUAACAAUGGAUUUUCGACAGGAUCGUGUACGUGUCUUCUUUGAUAAUUAUAACCAAGUUUCAUCGGCACCAAGAGUUGGUUAA